Molecule: messenger RNA, 1250 nt
Organism: Bursaphelenchus okinawaensis
Lineage: Eukaryota; Metazoa; Nematoda; Chromadorea; Rhabditida; Aphelenchoididae
Source: the annotation of a GenBank genome assembly
AUGGCAUUUACAGGGCAGGGCAAAGUAAGGCAUAUCAUUUACAGAGCAGGGUAGUUAUUUUUUGCUAUUUUAAGUUUACUUACCUUUACUUCUCUUUAACAUGACAAUUUCAGCGGCCAUUUGAACAACUGAGUGUCGAAGAGAUUGAGCCUUAUGUAAGAAGGAAAAAGGGUGACAGUGAUAGAGCCAAAAAACGGUUGGAAAACUUGAAUGAAGAGGUGAGUACAAUAUCUUUUCUCUCAUUUUCUACAUACUUCCUGACUCAUUUAUAGCUCAUACUUUUUUAUAUACUCCAUCAAAGGAUCAAAGCCGUAUUUUACAUUGUAUUAGGUUGUUCAACUAAUUAUGUGCUCUGUAGCCCCGAAAAUUUGCUUUGAAAUUGAGCUUAGAAUUAUUUAAAAACCUAAUAAUACUAAGUUUUAGUAUUAAAGCUUGUAAAAUACGACGCCAAUUAUUAUUCAUGGUAAAGUACUGCUUGCUCAUAGCAAGUAAACCAUUAAAAAUAUUGUUUUAGGAACAAAACGUUCUCCGAACCUGUAUAAACUCGAGAGAACGGAAGAGAAUGCAUGACCUGAAUGAUGCUCUAGACGAUUUGAGGUCAGUUCUACCUCAACAACAAGUUCCAACUGCUCGAAAACUGAGCAAAAUAUCUACAAUUAUAUUGGCUACAAACUAGUAAGUUCAAUUUUUGAAAAUUUUGUGGUGUUCUGAGUAAUAUUUGAUUUAAAAUGGCAUAGGAUUAGCAAAAUUAAAAAAAUUUUUUUUAAAAGUUUUAAAACGCUGUAUUAGGUUGUUCAAAUAAUUCUGCGCUCUCUAAUUCUACAAGUUUGCUUUGAAAGUGGGCACAGAAUUAUCUGAACAAUCUAAUAAAAAAUUAAAAACUUUUUCCAAUGUCAUUUUUAAUGCAUUAUUAAAUGUUUGUUGACUAACUAUCUUACAGUAUCCGCCAACUAGCCGAGCACAGCCGUUGCCUAAUGGAAGAGCUGAAACAAAAUGGAAUCGAGCUACCCCCAGAGCCAAAGCUAGUCCACUCCACACCGUCACGCUCUCAGACGCCUAGUAUCAAAAGCGAUUCCCCAAAGCCUCAGUUUACUCCUACUGUGGCUCCGAACCUUCCAUUGCCGUUUGCUACAGUAAACCCCGUCUCUUUAUGGUUGUCUUUGAGUCAAAUGUCUCGAGUAACUUGUAUGAAAAUGAUCAACCCUGCUGCCAAUUGUCAAUGUCAUCAGUGUUUUAUGAAGAUUAGAUGA